CGAGUGAUCGUCGGCAUAGCAUACAACGCGACGAGGACAUUCUGUUUCGCUGCCGCCCUCUCUGCCCUCUCUCUCUCACACACACACAGCGAGGCUAAUUCUCUACGUCAUGGUUUUCAAGACCGUCACAGGCAAGAAAACUGUGCGGUCUCAGGACGACGGUACACCGCCUCCUGGAGCCAUUGAACCUAUUGUGCCUCGAGGCGCCUCUGUAGAUGAAAUUCUCUUCGCCGUCCUCAAUUUUGGCAUUUCCAACGGCAUGCUAUUCGAUGCAGAACUUCAUGCAUAUUCCAAUCGCACUGCCUCUGGGACAGUAGAUGGGCUUCUUCCUGUUUACGCGAAUAGUGUUGCAUUGAAAAAUGCAUCGGAAUACUUUGCUCGAUUGCUCUCUGCGGAUUGGGCUGAUAGAGCAUCUGUGGAUGGCGAGGAAUACGACUAUGCAUCUGACAGCGAUCUGGAAGACGUGGAUGAAUCGGAGGGUGAUAUGGACGGCGUUUCAUCCAAGCCAUUCCAACGACUCGCAACGCAUUCAAGCGCCAGCGUCCAAGAACGCAAGCCAUUGAAAGACAACCAUGACAAUGGCGUUGCCUCGCUUGAGGCUGCUCAAAGUUCAUCAUCUCUUUCAGCUCAAGAGUCUCCAAUGGAUGCAAAGACGUCAGGCUCUGCGGAUCACGGACGAAUUCGACGCAUUCUUCCCGCGGUGGCUUACAAAACUUUGAAGGCCUUCGCAUUCUACACAUUGACCAAGAAAGUUGACUUUGCACCAUUGCGCUCGCAACCUACGUCAAUACGUCGAGAGAAGGCCAGUACGCAUAGAAUGGCCUACGAUAGUCCUCAGUGCUCUCCCAAAUCGAUGUAUCGGUUCGCCCAUAUGUGCGAAAUUAAGGAGCUGAAAGAGCUUGCUCUGGAGGACAUCAAGUCAAAGUUGUCUCCAGAUAACAUUCUGGAGGAGCUUUUCUCAACACUGACGUCGAGAUAUCCUGAAGUUCAGAAAGCCGAAGUGGCAUACUUGCUCGACAAUGGCUUAACGCCUGAUGUCAUUGCAGCUAUGCCAGACUGGAUUGCGAAAGUGGCCGCAGGCGAAUUAGGUCCACUAAGCGGUGACGUUCUCGCCAUACUGUUCGAGAAGCUGGCGGCAACUCGCGUGCCAUUCGUCUGUCGUCAUUGUUCUGGCACUAGUUUCAAAAAGGAAUGCAGUGACUGCGGACGGUGGAACUAGGAUGUUAAUUUGGUAGGCUGCCAAUUGCUUUCACU
Molecule: messenger RNA, 1254 nt
Organism: Laetiporus sulphureus 93-53
Lineage: Eukaryota; Fungi; Basidiomycota; Agaricomycetes; Polyporales; Laetiporaceae
Exons: 6
Coding region: 110-1219 (369 amino acids)
Source: RefSeq, a predicted model, not a curated record